Molecule: messenger RNA, 781 nt
Organism: Ipomoea nil (Japanese morning glory)
Lineage: Eukaryota; Viridiplantae; Streptophyta; Magnoliopsida; Solanales; Convolvulaceae
Product: protein SIEVE ELEMENT OCCLUSION B-like
Exons: 6
Coding region: 80-781 (233 amino acids)
Biological process (GO): phloem development
Source: RefSeq, a predicted model, not a curated record
CAUCGGCAGCAGUCUUACAUUCUCUUCCAUUGUCAUCAAUAUAGACAUUCAAAAAAAAGUUCUUUCUCUAUCAAAGACAAUGACUUCACAAAAACAAGCAAUUCAUAUUGAUGAGACGAUCAUCGUGGAACAAGUAAAAGCCACGCAUAAUCUCAAUAGUGGAAUGGAUGUCAAUGCGACUUUUGUUCUCAAUUGUGUGGAAGACAUUUUCAACUUGAAUACGGUUCUACAAGAAGCAAUGCAAGAUAAGUUACAGCUACAAAAGCAUAUUCAAAAGAAGAUCACAUUACAUGUAUUGCAACUCGUCUUUGAGAUAGAGUGCCGCUGUUUAAAUCAUGUUGAUAGUCACUCAAUAGCAAUUCAUCUAUUGAGUGUGCUAUCAAUGUAUCCAUGGCAUACGAAGGUAGUGAUGAUGCUUGCAUCAUUUGCGAUCAUAUGUGGAAAAUCUAAAAUUGCGUUACAAUCAUGCUAUCGAAGAGGAUUGACAUUCAACUCGGGAAUUCUGAAGCAAAGUCUAAAGUCAAUGCAUUCCUCUGACAAUGAAAGAUUAGUCAUUAACGACUCAAUAAAAUCAAUCUUGGACCUCACGAAGCUUACAAUUGAGCUUCGAGAUUCGUCAUCAAUGAUUUUGACUAAUUAUUGGAUAGCAAGAUCGGUUGUUGCUUAUGCUAGUCAUCUUAUUUUGGGCCUCGAGUCCCAAAAGCAGCUAAAGGAACUUUCCAAUUCAUCCACCAAAAUCAAAGAGAUAAUGACUUUUAGCCUCCCAGCACUAGUCAAAUGA